AGGAUCCUCAGACUGAGAUCAUGAACUGACACCAUGGCAGCCAGUGAGCUAGCUGUAGGAGUGAUCUUCUUGUCUCUGACUGUGAUUGGAGUUCUGGGAAAUUUCUCUCUUCUCUACCAUUAUCUGUUUCUUUACCGAAUAGGGUACAAGUUAAGGUCCACAGACUGGAUUCUAAUGCACUUGAUGGUGGCCAACAUCUUCAAUAUAUUGUGUAAAGGAAUGCCCCAGACAAUGUCAGCUUUUGGUUCAAAGGACUUCCUAAAUGAUAUUGGAUGCAAAUUGGUUUUCUCCUUUCACAGAGUGGGUAGGGGUGUGGGUGUUGGCAGUACCUCCUUCCUCAGUGUCUUUCAGGCCAUUGGGAUUGGCCUCAGGGACUCCAGGUGUUCAGACCUUAAAGUCAAAACACACAAGUGCAUUUGUUACUCUGUGUACCUGAGCUGGCUACUUCAUUUCCUUAUAAGCAGUGUCAAUCUAGUGCACAUGAGAGCAAAACAUGGCAACGAAAGCACAACAAACCUCAAAUCCUUCCUAUACUGUUAUUGGGUCCGUCAUGACAAAACCAGAGACAUAUUGUAUGCAAUAUUGCUGUCAGCUCCUGACAUUCUUUUUCUGGGGCUCAUGCUAUGGGCCAGCAGCUAUAUGGUUCUCACACUGUAUAGGCACAAGCAGAUGAUGAAACAAAUGCCCAGGAUUAAUGCGUCUUCAAGAUCAUCCCAUGAGUCCAGAGCCACCAAAACGAUCCUUCUCCUGGUUAGUACAUUUGUUUCUUUUUAUACAUUUUCCUCCCUCUGUCAACUCUUUGGUACUCUAGUAUACAAGCCCAGCUGGUCUCUGGUGAAUGUCACUGCAAUGGCCUCCCUGUUUUUCCCGACUGUUUGUCCCUUUCUGCUCUUGAGUCGUGACUCUCGGGUGUCCAGCUUCUGUUUGUCCUUAAAAAGCAAUAAACAUUUCCCCAAUGUCUCUGACCAACAGCUGAACUGA
Molecule: messenger RNA, 981 nt
Organism: Peromyscus maniculatus bairdii (prairie deer mouse)
Lineage: Eukaryota; Metazoa; Chordata; Mammalia; Rodentia; Cricetidae
Source: RefSeq, a predicted model, not a curated record